AUGGGCUUGAUAAAUGACCACCGGUGGAAGGAUGUUCGAGCGCAAUUGCAUGCAUACUUUAGUCAUGGCGCUGUCGUUAAGUCUUGUGAUUUUCUCUCGGACUUCACGAUAGAUUAUUUUCGCCGCUUUGAAGACAAGGAAACCAACCCUACCAAGCUGCAAGCUGUUACGUCUUUCUCUCGCUUCCCUUUCUUAGCCACUGCUGAAUAUCUAUAUGGGCCUUUGACCGAGGCAGAAAAGGAUCAGCUUUGGACUUUGGGACAGCGAAGUCUUGCGAUGAUGGGCCAUGUUUUGGAAGGAGGGGUGUAUCGAUUCGGAAUUUGUCGUUGGCUAAAGCCGACGCAAUAUCGGCUGCUCAAAGAAUUUGAGAAAGACUGGACUGAAUUCAACGAGACUAUCGUGCAAGCGAGGAGAUCUCAAGGUGAGUCUCCCCCAGUCGUGGAAGCAUGGAGAGCAGUGGAUGAAAGCGUGGUCACCCAAAAGGAGAUGAUUCAAACAAUGAGUGAGAUGCUCUUUGCAAAUCUCGACGUGUCAACAAAUGUUCUGAGCUGGUUGAUCAUAUUCAUUGCGGAGGAGGCAAGCAUACAGCAGGAGCUCAGGCAAGAAAUACGAGCCAAUGCCAGUCUCGUGGAUAGUGUUUGUAAAAGCAAAGACUCGUUACUGCACCUUUGCUUAUUAGAGUCCAUUAGACUGCGGCCAUUCACUGCUUUUACAAUCCCGGAAUAUUCACCCAGGAGUAUUCUCUUGGGAGGGUUCACCAUUCCUCCAAAUACAAGCGUUGUGGUUGAUACAUUGGCAAUCAACUAUAACCCUCAAUUUUGGGGAAAGAACAGCACCCAAUUUAACCCUCAUCGACUAGAGAAGGUAUCCCCUACUGAUCUCCGAUAUAACUUAUUCACAUUCGGAUUUGGGUCGCGAAAAUGCCUAGGGAAACACUUUGCAGAGGCAAUGGUGAAGACAUUUGUCGCUGGGUUACUCUCUCGAUAUGAGAUUCGCAUUGAAAAUACUGCAGCUGAUGACAGGGAUAAAGUAAGGAAAAUUACAUGGGUGCCGCUCUCAGAUAUCGAGGUUAGGAUGACUCCUGUCAUCAAUUGA
Penicillium crustosum is the source of this 1095-nucleotide messenger RNA. RefSeq names its product Cytochrome P450 E-class group I. The record is from RefSeq and is a predicted model, not a curated record. Lineage: Eukaryota; Fungi; Ascomycota; Eurotiomycetes; Eurotiales; Aspergillaceae. Gene Ontology annotation, molecular function: oxidoreductase activity, acting on paired donors, with incorporation or reduction of molecular oxygen; monooxygenase activity; heme binding. The transcript is spliced from 5 exons. The coding region runs from base 1 to 1095 and encodes 364 amino acids.